CUCCUUUGUGCGUGUCUAGACAUCAAACUCGAACUGCUCAACCAUCAAAAAGGUUGUCCUCUCGCUUGAAAUGCUCAUGAGGUGGAGAGCAGCAUUUAUCAAGAAGUCCCAUGAAGUCUAUUUUUGUUGAUGAUCACGAGCUUUUGCAUAAGGCACGAUAAAUGAUGUUCAUAUUUGCGUGUAGCUUUUUGUAUAUAGAGGAAAAGAAUUGGUCUUGAUGUAGAAUAUGUUAAUGAGCGUACCCCACCUUUUCCUCUACCAAGUUUGCCCUCUCCCACCAUAAAUACCCCCACCUUGGGCGUGUGCCCUCCCCACUCCUCUCUCAAACUCUUCUCUUCCUCUUCACUAGAUUUCGCAAUCGUCCCGAAUCAUACAAAACAACUUUCCAAUUGCAUCCCUCAUGGCCUCCAACCAUCCCUCUUCCUCUCUCAGUGACAUUAAGCUCACUCUCCCUAACCCUCGCAACACCGUCCCGACAUUGGAACUCGAGGGCCAGAAGGAGUUUGACUACUCGAAGCGGUCGCAGUGGCUGCGGGCAGCGGUCCUCGGGGCGAACGACGGGCUCGUGUCGACCGCGUCGCUCAUGAUGGGCGUCGGCGCGGUGAAACAGGACAUCAAGGCUAUGAUCCUGACUGGCUUUGCGGGCCUAGUGGCCGGGGCGUGUAGCAUGGCCAUAGGGGAGUUUGUGUCCGUGUACUCCCAACUGGACAUAGAGUUGGCCCAAAUGAAGAGGGACAAGGAAAGGGCCACCAAUGGACAAAUGGACAAAGAUGGAGAAGAAAAUGGUGAUAAUGGAAAGGAAAAUGGCUUGCCCAAUCCAUUGCAAGCUGCUUCAGCCUCAGCUCUCUCCUUCUCUGUAGGGGCCAUGGUGCCACUCCUGGCAGCCUCCUUCAUAAGGAGCUACAGGGCUAGGCUUGGGGCCGUGAUCGCGGCCGUCACUAUUGCACUAGUGGCAUUUGGGUGGAUCGGGGCAGUCCUGGGGAAGGCGCCAGUCGUGAGGUCAUCGCUUAGGGUGUUGAUCGGUGGCUGGUUGGCCAUGGCAAUUACCUAUGGGCUGACCAAACUGAUCGGCGUGAAUGCUCUCUGAAGAGCCCUUUUGACAUGGGGCAUCAAUAUGUGGGAGUUUCUUUCUUCACGUUGAAGUCAUGUCCUGUUAAUUACUUUUGCUUUGCUUUGUUCUGUUUUGAUUAGGGGCACUGUUGUAAUACAUAAAGUAAAAGCAGGGUCAAAGAGUUGGUCCAAGCGCUUACUUAAUUAGCAGAUUCUCCUAUUAUUCCCUUUUCUCAUA
This is a messenger RNA of Syzygium oleosum, 1288 nucleotides long. RefSeq names its product vacuolar iron transporter homolog 1-like. Gene Ontology annotation, molecular function: manganese ion transmembrane transporter activity; iron ion transmembrane transporter activity. Gene Ontology annotation, biological process: intracellular manganese ion homeostasis. Gene Ontology annotation, cellular component: membrane. The record is from RefSeq and is a predicted model, not a curated record. NCBI's taxonomy places the organism in Eukaryota, Viridiplantae, Streptophyta, Magnoliopsida, Myrtales, Myrtaceae. The coding region runs from base 401 to 1087 and encodes 228 amino acids. The transcript has a single exon.